UAUGUUAUAAGCAUAUUAUUCAUGCAUAAAUAUUAAAGGAUAUUUAAUAUCUAUGGUUUCAUGCCCGUUUUUCGGAAUGCCAAUCGGCAAGGCUGAGCGCGGUUGGUUCCGUGGCCGACACUCGACCUACCCGGCUGCUAAGCUUGUAUCGUGGUCCAUGAUGACAUGAUCGAAUUCGAAUUCUAAUUUCUCUCUCCAAGACGUCGUGCGUUGCCAAGUACUAAUUGUCUGAUAGCUACCGCAAAUCACAAUAUUCUUAUAAUCUGUAUUUCUGUGCCUGAGCUACAACUUUACUGUCUUAACAACUAAUGUCGAAUAGUAAUUAUUUAUAAUUUAAAUGGUUUCUACAAUUAUAUAUGGUUUGUUUUUAUUUUCGUAUCUAUUGCUACUAAAAUUCGACACAUCAUUCAGCACCAAGUACUAUCCCGAAUUGCUACAACAUCUCUAAAUUAGUUACCUAGCAGCUAAAUCAUAAUACAGUAACACAGUGUCAUUGUGAAUGAUCAGUAACUAGAAUUGAAAACCAAUAAGGACAUACCUACUUCAAUAUGGAACCUUUAAGAACAUCUUCUAGUGAUCCAGUAAUAAAUUCCAAUUCUAGAAUGUUGAAAAUUCCACUAAUUAGAUGUGAUGAUCAAAUUAUCAAACGGGAAAUUAUAGAUGAAAUAAACCAUAAAUAUGAUAUGAUUCGCAGUUCUAUAGUAAUUCCAUAUAUCAGAUGUGAUGAUCAAGUUAUUAAACAGGAAAUUAUAGAUGAAACAGACCAAAAUGAUGAUAAUCAUUUAUCAAAAAUAGGAACUGUAAGUCAAUUUGAAGAUGAAGUUAACAAAACUGAAACAAAAAUAAAAAUAGAAACUGAUUAUAUCAAUGGUAAUGUGUUUGAAGGAACUGUUUCUAAUGAAAACCAUACUUCUGAAUUUAUUACUCAAAUGAAUUCGGACAUGAGAUCUAAUUCAAAUAAAUAUCAAAGGCGUAAGAAAAUUCAUACUGAAAAUAAUCAUCAGACAUACAAUGUGAAUGAUAAAUUAUUGACGUCAAAAGAGAAGAUUCAUAGCAGUAAAAGAGAAAAGGCAUUUGUUUGUGACAUUUGUAAUAAAUCAUAUUAUACUAAAUCAGCUAUAAGAGGUCAUAUGAUAAUACAUACUGGAGAAAAGCCUCAUAAAUGUGAUAUAUGUAAGAAAACUUUCUCUCGUUUAGACAGUUUACGACUCCAUACCAGGACACACACAGGAGAAAAGCCAUUUAAAUGUGAUGUGUGUGAUAAAAAAUUUACUUACUCAUCAAAUUUAGUAACUCAUUCUAGGAUACAUACCGGARAUAAGCCAUAUAAAUGUGAUACAUGUAGCAAAAGGUUUCCUUCGGCAUCAAGUUUAUCAAGGCAUAAAAAGGUUCAUGCUGGACUAAAGCGGUUUAAAUGUGAUACCUGUGAUCGAGAGUAUUCUCAAUUGAUACAUUUAAUAGUCCAUCUAAGAACACAUACUGGUGAAAAGCCAUAUAAAUGUAAAAUAUGUGAACGAGCUUUUUCUCAUAAAGCAAAUUUUAAAACCCAUAUGAGAACACAUUCCCCAAAUAAGUGUUAUUAUAAAUGUGUUUUAUGUGAUAAAGGGUUUUCUAAUUCAUCAAAUUUAAGUAAACAUAAUAGGACACAUACUGGUGAAAAGCGAUUUAAAUGUGAGAUUUGUCAUCAAAUGUUUUCUCAAGCUGGAAAUUUAAAAACCCAUAUGAGAUCACAUACAGGAGAAAAACCCUUUAAAUGUGAUAUAUGUAAACGAACGUUUUCUCGUGCAGAUCAUUUAAAAACCCAUAUGAGAACACAUGCUGUUUAAAAGCCAUAUAAAUAUCCAUGAGAACAUGUUUAAAAGUACAAACAAUGAUGCAUACUGACAAAUAGCUAUAUAGAUGUGAAAUACAAGACGACAUUUUAGAUUUGGGAUUACUACUGUUACCUACCUAAAAAGUACAAAAGUAUGUAUGAGAUGGCACGCAAUUGUGACUAUAAUAUAGGGGUACUUAACUAUGACUAAAACUAUUAAGUCAUUGAUAUCAAAAUCAUGUGGAGGUCAACAAUGGAAUGUGGUGAAUAAGAUAUAAAAUUAAUCAGACUAUUAAAGUGUUUUCACACGUUUCUUCUUAGUAAACAAUUGUAGGCCCAUGUGAAAGAAUACGAAACGGCCAGCAUAUUAAGUUCGAGACCCGAAUUUCGACGUAUAGCAGGAAAGUCACAACCACUCCUAAUGACCGAAUCAUAUACAUACAAGACAGACGAGGACAAGAGCUCAUCAGAUGAUUAGGCAGAUGGGACUAAACAAGACACUUGGAGACGGACCAUUCACAGUCUUAGCAAAUUACAUUUCCUAGUCAGGACGAAACACCGCUCACCAUAAUGUAACAACCAAUUAUUGUACUUUUAAAAAAAAUUAUAAUGUAAGAAUACACACUGAAUAUCUGCAGUAUAUGUAAUUUCAAGA
Molecule: messenger RNA, 2468 nt
Organism: Diuraphis noxia (Russian wheat aphid)
Lineage: Eukaryota; Metazoa; Arthropoda; Insecta; Hemiptera; Aphididae
Biological process (GO): regulation of DNA-templated transcription
Molecular function (GO): DNA-binding transcription factor activity, RNA polymerase II-specific; RNA polymerase II cis-regulatory region sequence-specific DNA binding
Source: RefSeq, a predicted model, not a curated record